Molecule: messenger RNA, 648 nt
Organism: Vicia villosa (hairy vetch)
Lineage: Eukaryota; Viridiplantae; Streptophyta; Magnoliopsida; Fabales; Fabaceae
Exons: 3
Coding region: 94-465 (123 amino acids)
Source: RefSeq, a predicted model, not a curated record
AACUCCAAGCAGAAUCAGAUUCCAAAACAUAGAUAUUAUAACAUUUUGUUUUGCAAUACAAAAUUAUAAAUACAUGUUGAUGUUGAUCCAAUCAUGAUCAUCAACAUUCAUAUUCUCAAAUCCCCACAAAGUCAUUUUCCUUUUCAUUUUGCCUUUUGGCUAUUAUCCAAAAUAGAUCCAAUCCUGGGUUCCGUUCAAUCCAACCCCAUCUCCGAAAAGUAUUGUUGUAUGAUCAUGAGAAUCAAUGUUGACUGCAAUGCUUGUUGCAGAAAAUUAAGGAGAAUCAUUCUGAGGAUGAAAGUUAUCGAAACCCAUUUGAUAGAGAAGCAGCAACGCAGAGUGUGUGUAUGUGGGAGAUUUGUACCAGCAGAUGUUGCAAUAAAGAUAAAGAAGAAAUUGAACCGUAGGGUUGAAAUCCUGGAAGUUCAAGAAUUUGAAGGUGAGGUGCAAGAUGAACCACCAUAAUAAACAAAAAAGAGAAACUUCACAUUCUCUUGGUGGUUAUAGUUCCCCUAAGCCAUAUUUUGUAUAUUAUAGGCUGCUAAUUGUCCCAACACAUCAUAAAUUCUUAGAAAGUUUGAAUGAGAUAUGUAUUACUGUUACCUGACUGAAAAAGGAAACCUUGUGUUUGUGAAAAAAAAAAUUUGU